This is a messenger RNA of Aspergillus sclerotioniger CBS 115572, 3565 nucleotides long. It is a transcript of the gene mph1, whose product is annotated as 3'-5' DNA helicase. Gene Ontology annotation, biological process: interstrand cross-link repair; double-strand break repair via synthesis-dependent strand annealing; replication fork reversal. Gene Ontology annotation, molecular function: hydrolase activity; four-way junction helicase activity; ATP binding. Lineage: Eukaryota; Fungi; Ascomycota; Eurotiomycetes; Eurotiales; Aspergillaceae. The record is from RefSeq and is a predicted model, not a curated record. The coding region runs from base 37 to 3426 and encodes 1129 amino acids. The transcript has a single exon.
CAUCGAGCUCAUCCUACGAACCACCUCGGGUUCGACAUGUCCGGCCUUGAUGGUGGCUCGUCCGACUACUUUGAUGAUGAUCUGGCCGACUGGGUUGUCGACCGGCCUUCGGAUGCGGCAGGUACUCCAACCGAUCCUGAUACCCCUCCACCAGCCAAACGCCGUCGCCUGAAAGCUGGGGGAAGUCCUUCAGAGGGUUUACAAUCACACCAAAAACGCCGUACCGGUAGUAGCGAUAGAUUUGAGGCCGGUCCAAGCUCCGACUCGUUUAUCGACCAUGACGAUGACGAACUGCCGUCGCCCGAGCGAGAGUCGUACUACUUCCAGGAUGAUCAGGACCGGGAUGCGCGGUCAAAAUACAAGGUCUUCGCUCCAAAGAACAGAAACAUUCAGGAGAACAUCUUUGUUACUCAGCUAACGCAGCCCCCUUCCCCUCCGGAAAUGCUUCGUGGCCCUCGCUGGAAGAAGCCCGAUCCUAGCAUGCUUCGAACAACCACAACCGCGCUGCCUGACAAGCAAAGGAGAGGAAGCGGUGCUGGUGGUGGCAGUGACGAUGACGAGUAUGACGAUGAUGAAGAGAUGAAAGCGGCAAUUGAGGCGUCGCUGCAAUCGUUCGAGGAAGAGAGUUCCCGACCAACUCCCUCCCUACCUUUACAUCCGUCCCCUCGUCCUUCAGUCGCCCCCGCGGCUAUACAGCCAAGCACAGCCAUCGAAGCCUCCGAUGACCUUUUCGACGAUAUACCCGACGAUGCCUUUGAUUCAGAUCUAUCCAUGUCCCCGCCGCCUGUGGCCCAGUCGCGCCCAGCAGCUCCGUCUUUCACACAAUCAUCCAAUCGCCCAUUGGGUGUUCGCCAGACCACACUGUUCGAUAUGGCUGUCAGGAACCCGGAAAACCAGCCACCGCGCGGUGAACAGGUGUUCUCGCCGCCUGAGAAGAGCGAACCACCUACUCAGCAUAAAUUAAACCAGGAUGCACUGGGUACAUGGGUCUAUCCGACGAACUUGGGCAAGACUCGGGACUAUCAAUUCAAUAUCGCGCAGAAAGGCCUCUUUCAUAACCUCCUUGUGGCACUACCGACUGGUCUUGGUAAAACGUUUAUUGCAGCUACAAUCAUGCUCAAUUGGUUUCGGUGGACUCAGGAUGCGCAGAUCGUAUUUGUUGCGCCUACCAAACCGUUGGUUUCUCAGCAGAUUUCUGCGUGUUUUGGAAUUGCGGGAAUCCCCAGAUCACAGACAACCAUGCUCACGGGGGAGGCUGCUCCAGGAAUCCGAGCCGAAGAAUGGAAGGCCAAGCGCGUGUUUUUCAUGACUCCCCAAACGUUGGUCAACGAUCUCAAAACUGGAAUUGCUGACCCGAAGCGGAUCGUUCUGGUCGUUGUUGAUGAAGCUCAUCGCGCAACUGGCGGUUAUGCUUACGUGGAAGUGGUGAAGUUCCUCCGGCGGUAUAACCAGAGCUUCCGUGUCUUGGCCUUGACAGCCACCCCAGGCUCGACAGUGGAGUCUGUACAGGCUGUUAUUGAUGGACUGGAUAUUUCGAGGGUCGAGAUACGAACAGAGCAUUCGCUGGAUAUCAGAGAGUAUGUUCAUUCUAAAAAUACGGAAGUGCAAACAUUUCAGAAUUCGGAGGAGAUGGUCCUUUGCAUGGACCUUAUGUCGAGAGCCUUGCAACCGCUUCUUGAUCAGCUGCGAAGUACAAAUGCCUAUUGGGGACGAGACCCAAUGGGGCUAACUGCGUUUGGUCUCACCAAAGCCAGACAGCAGUGGAUGCUGUCAGAAUCUGGCAGAAACGCCCAUUUUGGUGUGAAGGCCAAGAUGAAUGCCAUAUUCACUGUUCUGGCUAGCUUGGCACAUGGUAUUGAUCUUCUAAAGUAUCAUGGGAUCACGCCUUUUUACCGUCAUCUUGUGCAUUUCCAAUCCAACACGGACGGGCAAAAGGGUGGCAAGUAUCAACGGCAGGUCGUGCAAGAUGACAACUUCAAAAAGCUUAUGAACCAUCUGCAGCCGUGGACUAAGAACCCAGAGUUUAUUGGUCAUCCAAAACUGGAGUAUCUGAAACAGGUUGUGUUGAAUCAUUUCAUGGAUUCCGGUGAAGGUUCCGGUACAGGCGAAAACCAGGAUCAACCGGCCACCCGCGUGAUGAUUUUCGUACACUUCCGUGAUAGCGCGGAAGAGGUGACGAGAGUACUCAAAAGAUACGAGCCCAUGAUUCGGCCCCAUGUCUUUGUUGGGCAGAGCAGCGCCAAGGGCUCGGAAGGAAUGGGCCAGAAAACGCAACUCGACAUUGUGCAGAAGUUCAAGAAGGGAACGUACAAUACCAUCGUUGCGACAUCUAUCGGUGAGGAAGGGUUGGAUAUUGGUGAAGUGGACCUCAUUGUGUGUUACGACUCCUCUGCUUCCCCCAUUCGCAUGCUGCAGCGUAUGGGACGUACCGGCCGGAAGAGGGCCGGAAAUAUCACCCUCCUUCUCAUGCAAGGCAAGGAGGAGGAAUCGUACAUCAAGGCCAAGGAUAAUUAUGAAAAGAUGCAGCAGAUGAUAGCCAGUGGUACCCGGUUCACCUUUCACGACGACAUGUCUCCGCGCAUCCUUCCUCCAGGUGUACGGCCUAUUGCCGAUAAACGAGCGAUUGAGAUUCCCGAGGAGAAUGCCGCGGGCGAUUUGCCAGAACCAAAGCGGCGAGGACGGGCUCCCAAGCGGCCGCCAAAGAAGUUCCAUAUGCCUGAUAAUGUCGAGACUGGAUUCACCACCGCGUCGCAUCUGGCGGGGACUACCAAGCGCAAAACCCAAAGCAAAAGUAAGACUCGCACGCCGACUCCAGAGCCCGUGGAACUGCCGGCGCUUGAAGACGUCUUGCUUACCCCAGCGCAGCAAAACGAACUUGAACACCUCUAUAGCAACGCCGGGCCCAGUGAAGAGUUGUUGGUCUGCUAUCCCAGGAGCGACGCCUUCCCACGUCUUCAACUCGCCCCAAGACCUACAAAGGCUGUUAGGCACGGGUCCUUGACUUGUCGCAUGAUCAAGACAUUGCAGAAGAUGGAUCAAGUGAGCCCGGACUGUGAGGAUCGUUACAAAGAGGUUUUGGCCCGAGAGUCGGCCUCCCGGCCGGAGACAGUGUCACCCAGAUCCGACGGCCAUGGGAUUAAUGACCGUUCAAGGUACAGACCUAGUCCCAUUACUAUGAAUAUACCACCCAAAGAAAAAUACCCCGAUGAGGAAGAUCUCUUUGAGAUCCAACCAACACCGCCACGAAAGCACUCAAUGUUUAAGGCUGCCCCAGAGAUUGAACCAUUUUACUGUUCACAACGGACGCAAGACGAAAAUACGGACGAUGAUUUCGACCCUCCGGAUGUCGACACUCUUUUGAAUAGUAGUGUUGAUAACAGGACUCGGAAACGAGGCCUGUUUGUCCUUGAUGACAGCGAUGACUGAAUUGGACCUAACGAGCAAUGACCUUGGAUAGCAUACUGCAUUGGUACACUUUCGGUUACAUAUACCCUGAAGCAAUAGAUUCAUUUUUUAAACAUCCCGGAAGGCCUCCUUCAACUCUUUUUGAAGUUUUUAGACUGGG